UUUCGCUCUCUGCGCCUGGGUUCUUCGGUCGACAGAAUACACGUGUGUUUUUUAGCACGCAAAGUUUUCUUUAGUGUUUGCCAAUGUCGUGUGUUUAACCCCUCUCCACUUCACAGUUUGGAUUUGCAGGUUACGUGGUUUCAAGUUUUGGUGUUAUCGAAGCGAUAUUUAAGGCAGCAAAUCUUGCGAUCAUGUCCCACGCCUCCUCACCUCACCCAGUUGCCAGCGGCCCAAUGCCUGUGCACACUGCUGCUGCUGGGACUGGCACCACUCUGCCUGUACCUAACAUGGCCAGCCAGACUGUAACAGCUGGUCUGUCAAUACAGGGUCCUACAGGAGCAACAGGGGCAGGUCCAACUGAGUUGAACAUGGCAAACACCAAAGAGAAGACACCCAUGUGCCACUUGAAUGAGCUGGCUCGUUUCAACCGCCUCCAGCCUCAGUAUGAGCUUGUGGAAGAGACCGGUCCAGCUCACGAGAAGACAUUCACCGUUAGGCUGGUGCUAGGAACUCAAAAUUUUGAAGCCAAGGGUACCAGUAUCAAGAAAGCCCAGCACCAGGCUGCGGAGCAGGCUCUGCUGAACUGCAACCUGCCAGCCCCCAAGCCCAAACUGGCUCGGAUUCAGAAGUCCACUCAGCCCAACCCCAACGCCCUAACAGCCACCGUGGAGCUCAACAGCAAGGCUAUGAAAGCAGGCGUGGCCAUCCACUACACCCCCAUUGGCCCUGACCCCAUGCCCUUCCACAACUUCUACCGGGGUGGGCGGGGCGGGCAUGGGUUUCGCCCACCCAGGCCCCAGGGUCCCCACGGUGGCCCAGGGCCUGGUGGGCUGCCUAUGCCAGGAGGUAUGAGACCCCAGGGCCCAGGGAUGGGAGGUGAGCCUAGGGGGCCGGGAGGUCCUGGUGACUUCAGGGGCCCUGGGGGACCAGGGCUGCGCCAACCAUAUUACCCAAGAUUCCCAAGGUCCGCUGGUCCUCUCCCAACCUUCUACGUCAAAGUUCAGGUGGGGAACAGAGAGUUCAUUGGUGAAGGCCGCACCCGCAAAGAUGCCCGCCAGAAUGCCGCCCUGAAAGCAUUGAAAUCCAUUGAGGCCGAUCCAUUACCAGAAUGCAAAGAUGAGGCUGUGAGCACCUCGGACCCUCCUAUCAACUCAGAGUUUAGUUCUUGUUUUGCAGUCAAAGAUAAGGAUGAAGACGGACUCAAAUCAGACAUCAGCAUUGUCUAUGAGAAGGCUCAUCAACACAACCUGUCUGUCAAUUUCACGGUCACAGAGGAAAAGGGUCCCCCACACCUCAAGAGCUUCAAGGUGGAGUGCAAGGUGGGCGAGUAUAUGACAGAAGGUUCGGGCAACUCCAAAAAGAACGCCAAGCGUAAGGCGGCCGAGCUGAUGAUCAAGAACCUGCAGAUGCUGCCCACCAUGCCCAAAGUAGAGCGCCCUCGCCCGUACUUCCAGAUCAAGAAGAAGAAGAGCAAGUCCCUUAUCAAGACCCGUGCCACAAAUCCUGAAUACGAAGCCUCAGGUCUGAAUCCCAUCAGCCGCCUAGUGCAGAUCCUGCAAGCCAUCAACAAGAAGGAACCAGUCUUCUCUGUGGUGGAAGACCAAACUGUGACAGAGCACACCGGCCGGCCUGGUCCACGCAACCGCCGGCGGGAAUUCACCAUUCAGGUGUUAGCCGACGGCAAGACAUGUUUUGGCAAAGGUCCCAAGAAGAAGGCAGCCAAGCGGGCAGCAGCUGAGGAGAUGCUCAGGGAGAUGGGCUACUCCUCCACCCCUCCUGCCUCCGCUAGCACCCCGGCAAAAUCCGCUCUCAAGACCAGCAAUGAGGGUGACGAUAACAGUGGAGGGGAUCGAAAAGUGACCUUCAAGGAAGACCCAGACAAAAAAGGCGGAGAGAAGAAGAAGUUGGAGUCGCCCAUACCAGGCCACAAGCUGGCCCCCGGUCUGCUGCCCAUGAUGCCUGGCGUCAACACGGCAGCUGGCUUCCCUGGGCCUACGGCUCCCACUGUUAAACAGGAACCGGCAGCACCCGCCCCAGGUCUAAACCGUGCCCCUGGUGCCCCCAUCACUGGCACACCCAUUGGCAAGAAGGCCUCUCCAACCAUGAGCAGCGUGACCUCCGACAUCGCCCGGGAGCUCCUGAACCAGGGUAGUUCGCCCACAGCCAAUGGCAUCAUGAAGGGCCGGCCGGGUAGCUUCGUGGAAAAGAAACUGGUCCGUCCCCGCCAGCAGCUGGAAUUUCUGGGACUGGCACAGGGAUUCGGUGUGCAGUUCACUGACUUCCCAGAGGCAAACAAAAAUGAGCUGCUUUCUGUGGUAGCUGUGUCCAUUGAUCCCAAGCUGGUCUGCCAUGGUGCGGGUCCAACCCUGGAGGCAUCACACGAUGCAGCUGCCAUCGCUGCUCUCCGCUCAUUGGCCGGGAUGGACCAGGAGGAAGACUUGGCCAAGAAAACCCCAAACCCCAGUACCAAAUUACCACAGACUGCAGCAAAGAAAUAGGAGCUCCAACCUGUAAGUUUGUUACAGCAUUAAGAGACUUCAUAAAUUGAUGUUGGGUGGUGUGGACUUGGGUGGUGCAGAAAGCUUCAGAUUUGUUUUUGUUUUUUAUUUCAAUUUAAACUCUGGUCUCAAAAUUCAAUCAGUAUUGCAUAAUGAUGACAAUGACAUGUGCUAAAGUUAAUAAAUUGGAGAACAAACUUUUACAGCUUAGAUUUUUCCGUUUAACAUUACAAGGAUUGGCAUUAAAAAGUGCAAACCGGUAAAGUUGACACAGGGAGGAAGAAUAUACUAGUAAUUUAUGCAUGUUCUCAGCCGUUAUUUGUAAGAUAGCGUAGCCUUUGGUUUUGUAUCAAAAUUAAAUGGCAGAUUUGAAUACACAUUCAGCUAGACAGCUGGGUGCCCUUCAUGAACACUCCUGAUAUAGGAGUUCUUCUUGGUACAUUGCUGACCAUUUAAUGAAGCAUCGUCCACCUGUCAAAGCUUUGUCAUGUCCAAUUUGACAGGAGGCAUCGGGGAGCAGAAGUAGGCUUCAGCAAGUGGGUGUUUCAGGACAAAGUGACUUCCAGUAAUAUUUAACUCGCUUAACCCUGUGUGUUGCACCAAGCUUCAGCAUUAAUUCAUUUCCACUUGGGGUUUUAAAUGACAGUGCUGAAUACAAUUCCACAAGUACUUGUAGGAUCACAUGUACUACAGCGCUACUCAAGUUGAGUACUGAAACACCUGUAGGGAAUAUAUCAGAUAAUAACUUUCUUUUCCCGACGUACCUGCACAUCAAAAGAACUUCAUGGCAUCUCUAGGGUUGUAGCAAUCAUUCUUAAAACCAAACCUCACUUUCAAGUAACUUGUUUAGCAUCAAUUGUGUGCCAUUAUUGUCACAAGUUUGUAGCUGACAAGUGUUCACAUUUGUCACAUUUUAUCGAUGUUUUCUCCAUGCCAGUAGACACAAUCCAAUUAGAAUUUUAGAAAAGGGAGUAAAAGCUUCCUGUGCAUUGUCUUGGUAGUCCAUUUUAGGUUCAACAUUGUCACAUUUUGAACUGUAAUCACAGAAACUGUGACUUGUUCUCGCCACGUUGACACUUCAAGUGUCAUUUGCCGGAGUUAAACGAUGUAGCUUUCACAAAAGUUCCAAGAUUGUCAGAUUUUUUCAUUGAUGCAUUGUUAACUGCAACAUACACUUAGAAAGCCCUUGUUUCCUUGUUCUGUUCCAGCCAGCAAUAAUAAAAAUCUCAGAACUUGUUUAUGC
Molecule: messenger RNA, 3741 nt
Organism: Acanthaster planci (crown-of-thorns starfish)
Lineage: Eukaryota; Metazoa; Echinodermata; Asteroidea; Valvatida; Acanthasteridae
Product: double-stranded RNA-binding protein Staufen homolog 2-like
Biological process (GO): germ cell development; anterograde dendritic transport of messenger ribonucleoprotein complex; intracellular mRNA localization
Cellular component (GO): cytoplasmic stress granule; neuron projection; plasma membrane
Molecular function (GO): mRNA binding; double-stranded RNA binding
Source: RefSeq, a predicted model, not a curated record